Molecule: messenger RNA, 1065 nt
Organism: Ixodes scapularis (black-legged tick)
Lineage: Eukaryota; Metazoa; Arthropoda; Arachnida; Ixodida; Ixodidae
Product: 4-coumarate--CoA ligase-like 7
Exons: 6
Coding region: 1-1065 (354 amino acids)
Source: RefSeq, a predicted model, not a curated record
AUGACACUCAAGGCCCGGAUCGAAAAUGGCGUCGUCUAUUCUCCGUACCCUUCGGAACCCGUGCCGGAAAUGACGGUUUACCAGGUGGUGAAACAGCGCCUCGAACAAUAUGGCUGCCGAACUGCUCUGGUCUGGGACGACGAAGAGAUCACUUUUGCAGAGCUCCUCAAGGUGUGUCAGCGAUAUGCCGCUGGGUUCCAGGGUCACGGCGUUAAGAAAGGCGAGAUGGUCCUGGUACAUUUGGACAAUUCCCUGGAAAACCUGAUCGUCAUGUACAGCGUAAUUUUCGCAGGGGGAGUUGCGGUGGUAUCCAGUCCGAUCUUGUCAAACGAUGAUAUUCUUCACAGGAUUCGAGACAGCAACGCCGCCCACAUCCUCACCACAGUCAAUGAAGUUAAACGAUUCAAUGACUUUCGUAACAAGGUGGACGUAAAGGGUUACUUCUCCGUAGGAACCGCUCUGGGUUUUGUCUCCGUAUUGGACUUCAAAAAACUGAACGAAGACACCUUCCAGGAAUUUCCAGUGUCCGACGUGAAGCAGGAAGUCGUCGCACUGUUGUACACAUCGGGAACGACGGGUAGCCCGAAGGCCGCUGAGCACACGCACUACAGCACCGUGGCCUCUUUACCUCGUCCCGGGUGGGUUCUAACUUAUGUGACAGCGGUGUUCGGGACUCCACACUGGAUUCUGCUGCUUGCCAAGGCGAUUGAGAAGCGAGGAAUUCAGCUGGACAGUCUAACGACUAUUAUUGUGUGUGGCGCAAAGAUCACGCCCCAAAUAUUAAGGCAAAUCAAACCGUUGUUUGAUCUGUACAUCGUCAAAAACAUUUUCGGAUCUACGGAAGUCGGCGGGAUAUGCAAACCUCCCCUGGCCGCGUCCUGUGGGCACGGCAUUGGAUUUCCGUCCCCGAUGGUACAAAUUAAGAUACUCAAAUUUCAGCUCGGAACUAUUGAUAUCACUUCUCCACUGUCGAUAUGCUGGUCACUAUUGAUAUCGGUUGUCAUCAGGUUGUUGACGUCAAGAGUGGAAAAGUACUUGGACAAAACGAAGAAGGAGAAGUGCUAG